Messenger RNA from Diaporthe batatas, 1700 nucleotides. RefSeq lists its product as uncharacterized. Lineage: Eukaryota; Fungi; Ascomycota; Sordariomycetes; Diaporthales; Diaporthaceae. The transcript has 2 exons. Bases 398 to 1210 code for a protein of 270 amino acids. The record is from RefSeq and is a predicted model, not a curated record.
UUUCCUUCUGUCUCUGCCCUUGGAAGUCUUGGAGUCGACCCAUGGAUCUAGUGUGAUACUCAGUACAUCCAAACCCUCGUAUCUUGGGUAACCAUGCCAGCGAGCCAUGUCUGGCCUGGCCCUAUUCGUCUCAUUUGCGCUUAACCUUCUUUUCCAUGCCCCCUUGAUAUAACCCGAACAGGCCCAUGAUGUUCUCCUCGCGUGCUCUUCCUGCCCUCCUCCCUCCGCCGGGUUGAUUCUUAUCAUUCCUGCUCGGAAGCCUCGAAUAUUCACUCGCUAUCUCUAGUCGCUCGCUACUGCAAAUAAUUCCCGAUUCGUCGCUCAUCCACUUUCUAAUAAUUUCCUCACCUCCCUUCAACUACGCAUUGAUAAUCACCCCACCACCCGACUUGUCAACAUGAAGACCUCGACAUUGACAUACCUGGCCCUGGCUUCUACUGCCACAUGCGAGAUCACCUGCGGCCUUGCCAGCGGCUACGACCGGGGCGAGAAGGCCUACUUCUUCAGUGGUGACGGCAGUCUUUCCAACUUCGACGCCUGCUCGUCCAAGUGCCAGUCAGACUCAAAAUGCCAAAGCUUCGCCUUCGGCAGCUCCCAAUGCCUCCUCUACGCCUCGCCACUAGACUCCAACUUCCGCGAGCAGUCUAACAGCCCGUACCUGUUCUACGACCGCAACUGCGUGGACGUCAAGGCAACCUCCAGCUUCACCACUGUCCUGCCCCCGACGACCGCGCCGGCGGCUGGCGGCGCCGCUGCAACGCCACCUGCCUCGCCCUCACCCACUCCUGGAGAUGGGGGCAGCAGCGGCGGCAGUGGAGGAGGUAACGGCGGAAGCGGCGGCGGCGGCGGCGGCGAUGGCGGCGACUCGGGAAGCGCCCCGACCGCCCAAGCCGUCUCGGCCACGGCCGCACUGCCCGGUAGUGCUGGCGCCCCAGGAGGACAGCUCGGCGCGUCGAACACUGCUUCCUCUGGCUUCUCGACUGCCACCCCAACUGGGACAUCAGGCUCGUCGGCCACCGGCACCUCAUCCUCCGGAUCCGGAUCCGGAUCGUCGGGCUCGGGAUCCGACUCAUCGCCGUCGACGGGCUCCUCAUCCUCCUCCGGAUCAUCUCAGUCAGGAUCUGCCACGUCGGCCGCUGCGGCCACGGCUGCCGAGAACUUGCGCAUGCUGGUGCUAGGAGCAGUGUGCGUCAUUGCUGUGGUUGUCUAAGUCGUGAAUGGAUGAGUGCGGUAUACUACUACUUGGGGUGGAAAAAUUGAGUCGACUCGAGAAAGACCAGCAAUGGCAAUGCGCUGUCAACGUGACGAAUUAUGCGACAUGUUACGCCUAUGAUGUUCACGCUAUUUACGAUUGACAGAGGAUGAGGCCUCUGGUUCCACACCGUCUAUCACUGUCGUCGCAUGAUGUCCCAAUCCGAUGUGGCUGGCGAAGGACCAGGGAAGAAGAUGAUGCGGAUCCAAUAGGCGGGUCGAAUCCAUUGCGGCGGGAUGUUCAUGUCAUGUCGAAGACACCCGAGCAAACAACCCGGCGCAGGAUGAGAAUGAAAAGGCCGCUCCCUACUACAUACGACAAGCCGAUUCAAGGCCGGCCAAGAGAGGUAGUACGGGUGGGGUCGGGGAUUGGGAAGAGUCCCAGGCGGUUGCAGAGAUACCAAUACCUGGGUAGCGACGAAUAAACAGCAGUGAUGAUAAUCAUCUAG